This is a messenger RNA of Sarcophilus harrisii (Tasmanian devil), 1056 nucleotides long. Its product is annotated as vomeronasal type-1 receptor 1-like. Gene Ontology annotation, biological process: G protein-coupled receptor signaling pathway. The coding region runs from base 133 to 1056 and encodes 307 amino acids. The record is from RefSeq and is a predicted model, not a curated record. The transcript has a single exon. NCBI's taxonomy places the organism in Eukaryota, Metazoa, Chordata, Mammalia, Dasyuromorphia, Dasyuridae. Gene Ontology annotation, molecular function: pheromone receptor activity. Gene Ontology annotation, cellular component: membrane.
CAACGACUCAAGAGUUUCAGCCCUCUACAACAUGGCAAAGUGUUGUAGUGAUUUUAAAAUCUAUUUGGAAGUCAUAAACUGAUUAAAUUUCCAUGCAGUACAUCCAGUUAUCCACACCAUGAUACCAGGAAGAUGAAUCCAAAAGACAUCAUCUUGGGUACUGUCUUCUGUGCUCAAACUGCCUUUGGGGUUCUGGGGAACUCCUUCCUGAUCUGUCUCUUCCUCUGUACAUUCCUCACUGGACGGAAAAUGAGGCCCAUAGACACGAUUCUUGUCCAGCUGGCUUGCUUCAACUCCUUGCUGCUUCUCUCCAAGGGCAUCCCUCAGACGAUGACAGCUUUGGGCUGGAAGAAUUUCUUAGAUGACAAGGGGUGCAUCAUUUUCUUCUACUUUCACAAAGUGUCUCGGGGGCUUUCCCUCAGCAUCACCAGCCUAUUGAGUGGCUUUCAAGCCAUCACCAUCAGUCCCAGCAACUCCAGCUGGGCAGAAAUUAAAGUCAGAGCCCCCAAGUAUAUCAUCUCCACCUCUUUUUUCUGCUGCAUCAUCCAUUUGCUAUUCAAUAGCAUUGUUUUUGUGAAAUUUAAAAGUCUACAGGGCUACAGAAACUACUCAGAAUUACACAGUUAUGGCUACUGUCCUGGUUUGGAAGCCACCAAAGUCGGUGAUGCCUUUUUUGGAAUCGUGGCCUCCCUCCGGGAUGCUGCGUUUCUAGGUCUCAUGGUCUUGGCCAGCGGCUACAUGAUAUUUUUUCUGUAUGGACACCACAAGCGAAACCAGUACCUCUACACGGUCAGGCUUUCGCCCAGAGCUUCUCCCAAAACCAAAGCCAUCUCAUCUAUCCUGCUGCUAGUGAGCACCUUUUUCUGUUUUUACUUACUCAAUUCGAUUUUGAUUUCAUACAUGUAUUUCAGAAAGCCAAGACUCUGGUUAAUGCAGUGCUCUAUCUACCUUAGUGUCUGUUUCCCUACUUUUAGUCCAUUUGUACUGAUUAGUAGUGACUCACACCUUCUCCAAUAUUGCUCUGAUCUUUGGAGGAGGAAAGUCCCACAUCAUUAG